ACGAAUGGAAUAGACCGAUCAAGGUAUGAUGUUGAAUAAGGGGAUGUACUUGUUUUCUUUUGCCAGGGAACUUAAAAAGAAAAGGCUGUCAAGAUGCCUGAGACUGGCGACGCAUCAGUUGUUCCCAAGAAAGGCCUGACACUCGAUGACCUCAUUGCGGCCAUCGACCGACAUGAAAGGAACCCGAGCAACAUCCCAAAGGUCGAUACUUUCCAUUUCUAUGGAGAGAGAGUCUUAGAAUGGCUAGAGCGGGUGGAACAAGCUUUGGUCGGGCGGCCGGAUGUUGUAAAGUUUCAACGCAUCCUUCAGUAUGUCCUCCACAGCUACCAUCAGGAGAUGAAAAAAGUUAUAGAUGCGGCUCAAGGUAGCUGGGAGAGGUUCAAGGAGGGGAUGCGGAGGAAAUACUGCAUGGAAGACGGGUUGUUGACUACCACGGACCUUGAAGCGAUGAACAAAGAGGAUUUUACGACUAUAGGGGCCUUUGUUCAAGAAUUUAAGAAGAGGGCGCGGAAGGUCCAUGGGAUUUCGGAGGAAGCACAGUGCGCCAUCUUCCUUGGGCUACUCACGGCAUCAGAGGCUGUCGAGUUGACAAGACAUGGAGGAGGUAGCACUAAGCUCACCUGGGCCACCAUUGACAGAGGGGUGGAAGUUGGGUGCUUGGACAAGGUGGAACAACGUCAGGUACGCCUACAAAGGCAGAAGAGAAAGGAAAGAGAUGCGACCGCUUCUGGGACCCCGGGAGUAACAAGGAUUGUAACAGACGUAUUGGCACAGCUAGGGUAUGCGACAAAGCCAGUGGUGCAAAGAAGGGUGGUGACGACUGUCAAAGUAAAAGGAAAAGAGUCAGUGAUAGAGGAGGCUGGCCAGGAGGAGCUCUGGGAAGAGGAAGAGCCAGUGCCGCAACAUCUGACGAAGGUCCAACGCAAAGGGGCGGGAACCUGGGGCAGGGCAAUCAAGGCAAUGGAGGGAGGGGUGGAGGAAAGGGGCGAGGCAGGAAUGGCGGCGGAAGAGGAAGGCAAUGGAAUGGCCAAGGCCAGGGGUACCAAGGCCAAGGGGGCCAAGGCCAGGGGUACCAAGGCCAAGGGAGUCAAGGCCAGGGGUACCAAGGCCAAAGGAGUCAAGGCCAGGGGUACCAAGGCCAAGGGAGUCAGGGCCAGGGGUACCAAGACCAAGGCGUAUCAAGGCCAGGGGGAUCAGGGAAGUCAGGGGUAUGGAAGACCCCGCUUUGACUGGAGGACGGUCAUCUGUCAACAUUGUGACCAACAAGGCCACACUAUAAGGUUCUGUAAUAUAAGGCGGGAAGACGAGAGAAGCGGGCUGAUUUCCUCUACUAUGGAUGGGGAUAUCUACGAUCAAUUUGGGGAGGCCAUUGACAAAAGGUUUGGAGGAGUGAGAGCUGAAGCCCAACGAAGAGCGGCAGUGGGACCACCGCCCCCUGCCAUGUUCAGGCUAUGGCAGGAAAAGGAGGAACCACCGUUUGGGGUGGAAGAAGUGGGAAGUAAUGAGGAAGUGACUCAAGGGCUACGAGGAGGAAGUGAGACGGAAGAGGCCAUAAUCAUCGAGUCAGAUGACGAGAAGAAGGAGGAAUUUCGAGAAGGAGGGUUGAUGUUAGGAGCGCCAGAUUAUGACGCCACAGAGACGCGACCCUUCAUUGUCGAGACGGAUGCGGGACCGACUGCCUUAGGGGGAGUUCUAAUUCAGGCAGACAUGGAAGGGAAGGAAAAACCCUUGCGAUUUGAGAGCCGGACUCUCUGUACGACGGAGAGGAACUACUCUCAGUUCAAGAGGGAGACCCUUGCUGUCCUCCAUUGUCUGCGAAUCUUCCGGAAUUAUAUCUUUGGCAGGAGGUUUAUUUUGAGAGUGGAUCCGACCGCCCUGACCUAUUCUCUAAGGAAUUACGUUCCAUCGGAUCCGAUGAUUGCCAGAUGGCUGACGUACAUCUGGAUGUUCAAUUUCGAAUUGGAACGGAUUCCUGGUAGUAAGAACCGGGCGGACGGGCUGAGUCGGAUCAACUGGGAUAAGCAGGAUGGGGAGGCGAUGGAGAAUACGCCCCCAGUUGAUGGAUUUCUGGAUCAGGAAGAAGAUGUUCGUCUUCAUAUCAACAAAUGGUCGCCGCGAGUGCCUAGCUGUGCAGACUAUCCUAUCUGGCAAGCGCCGAAGGGGUAUGAAAGAAUGAAUGAGUUAGUUCUUAAGCCCUUUGAAGAAGAGGAUCCCUGGGGCGGUAAGGAUGUUCAGUGGAUGAUGGAAUUAGCGCUGGCCAGCUCGCAUAGCCUGGUGGAGGAUAUGAGAACGAUUGAGGAAGGACCUGGCCAGGUAGAACGACAUGAGGACCUGAUGGGCGGAAUAUAUCUCCUCGUGAAUACGCUAUUGCAGGAAAGCCUAAACCAGUCAGGCUCGUUGAACCCGGCAGGGAAUGUGGACGAAAUACCGGAGAGCCAGGACGACGAGUUCGAAGAAGGGGAAAUUAAGGAGGCUUUUCGUGCAGAGGAGUACGACGGGAUCUACCUAGAGCCGGGGCUUCUUCUUUCAUGUGAAAUGCGGCUAAGAGAUGCGAGCGAUAGGGCUCAAAGGAUGCUGCAACGCUACCUAGUGCGAGACGGUCACCUUUUCGUGAGAAGGGAAGUGGGGAAUCCCAGGAGGGUCGUAUACGUCUACAAUGAUGGGGACAUCGAGCUAUUCCUGGACAAUUUUUGGGAGCAUGCGAGGCGUAUGGGAUGGACCGCCACUCAGGCGAUUGGGAGAUUGAGGGGAGCAGGUAGGUUCGAAGAGCCCAUUACCAGGAUUCGUAGGGAGGCGACGACGAGGCAGGAGGUGGAGAUAAGGAUGGAGGAGUUGCGACCCUCGCCUGUGGGACCUGAUGGCAGGCCGAUCCGCCUGGAAAUUGGAAAUGCGUCGGACUUCAUCCCCGCGUUUGAGUGGUUCAUGCAAGAGCAAGGCAUACAGAGAGAUGAUUGGAUGCAGACGCUACCACUCUGGACCAGGAAGGCGGAAAGGCCACUGGCUAUGCAGAUCAGGGACAUGGCACGAUAUUGGGAAAGCUGCAGGGCACAUUUGAGAGAGGCCUUUCGACGGCCAGAGCGCCCUCAGCCCCGAGUUGAGAGGCGGCAGAGGAGUCAGAGGCCGAGGGACCAUGAGCCCAGGGAGGCGAGACCAUCUCGAGGAGGACGGAAGACCCUAGCCAGGAGAGAGGAAGAGCCAGAGGAUGAGGAGCGAGGGGCAUACCUUGAGCGUGGGUUGGGGCCAGUGGAGUUCCAUCAUUUUACUGAGGGUGGAUUGAGGAGGUCGCCAGCACACACACAGGGGAAGCCACCAGCGUCAGAGGGGCCCUUGAGGGAAUUGGAGAUGCAUUUAGAUAUCUCUCGGUGGAGGGCGUCGCUUCAGGGUGAGGAACAUGGAGAGCAGGCAGAGGAGAUGUCACGAGAGGAAGUGCCGCGAGAGGAGGUGCCACAGAGGGAGAUACCACGAGAUGCCACGGGAGGAGGUGCAACAGGAAGAGGGAAGGAAGUGAUAGAGGUUGGAGAGGACACGCCCCCACAGACGCCAGCAGUGGGUUUGAGACUCGGGGAUGCACCAGGGAGCACCCGGCAGGCAAAUGAGGGGUUGCAGAGAGAGGAGACCCCUUUACCUUCGUCAGAAAAGGCUCCUUCGCUAGAAGGGAGGGUAGAAAGGAGGAGAGAGAGGACAACUGUAAGGAGAGAAGCUUUGAUCCUGAUUGAUAGGCACCUAGCGGCUCAUGCCCUGGAGCACCCAGACCUGGAGGAGCCAGCACCUGCAGAGCCACGCCAGGAGUCUUGCCAGCCCGAGAAGGAGAUGAAAGCAGAGAUCCCAAAGAGGGUCGACCUCCGCACGAGGGAAAGGGUGCCAGCUGGAGAGACGGCCGAAGAAAAGAGGGCAAGACGAACCAGGCGGAUAGAUGAGAUACGGCAGGAGAGGCAGAGGUUGGAGGCAGCUGGGGAGCUCCCGGAGCAGCAGCAGGAAAGGCAGAGAUCGGAGGCAGCAGAGGCACUCCCGGGUCAGCCGCCCAGCGCGCCACCCAAGGCCCCGGAAAUUCCUGAAAUGUGGAGAGACUUCUGGGAGCAGAGAGGAGAGGAGCUUCCAUCGCUAGUCACAGCCGGGUUUGGGGUGGCCAGGAAGGCGGAAGAAAGGUUAGAUCGUAAAAUCAAGUUCCUGGCCAAGACCACUUUUGACCGGCACUUGUUCUUGGAGGGCGAUCUGGCGGGGAAGAAAAUGAAGGAAGCCAGCCAUGGAGUACGUCUGGAGGCUAUGGAGGUGGAAAUUCAGGAACUUAGGGCUUUGGUGGCCAGCCAGGCAGCUAUCAUUGAGAGUCUGAGGCAGCAAACCCAGGGAAAGGUGGACAGACCAGAGAGCAGCCGGCAGGGAGAGCAGAGGCAGCCAGGACAGGGAUUGCCAGGACAGCCAUUUGUGACAGAGCCUCGCCAGGAGCCGCCUAUGGGGAGAGUUAUCCUGGAGCCAGAGGAGGCGAGAGCCCAGAGACAGGCGGAGAAAGAGGCAUUCGAGUUUAGAGCCCCUACUGAGCUCGCGACGCUGUCGGUGGUGGCGGCAGGCCCAGUCGUACCUUUGGUAGUAGAGGAGGGGCUGCCACCAUCUAGCAGUGAGCCGACUCAGGGCUCGGCAGAGGGAUCCAUGGGCGUGCUCCUUGAGGCGGUGCAUACUAUACAGGAGGAGGUGAGUUUGUUUUUACCUGAGCAGAGGAUAGAGGAGCCUCUUGAGAGAGAGAUGGGGAUUGAGGAGGAGGGUGCCAUCGAGGGCAGACUCCAGAGGAUAGGCACACCUGAAUAUGGACCAGAGGAGAUUGAGGAGCAGCCCACGGCAGUGCCAGGGGCGGCACUCGAGAGGAGGCCUCAGAGGUUGGAUACGCCCGAGUACGUUCCGGCGACAGAGGAUUUGAGAGGCAGACUAGGAUUUUGGGCUACUGAAUCUGGGUCUGGUGGACCAGUUCCGGGGACAGAGCGGCAGGAAGUCGUUGGUACCGCAGCUCCUCAAGCAGAGCAGCAGGGGGUUGUCAGUACCUUGGCAGGAUCUCCUUCAUCACCAYCUCCUCAGCCCAGGAAGARGAAGUUCAAGAGGAAGGUUGAUCAACUAUGUUUCUACUGCAAGAGGAGCKCGCAUCACGCUUUGGACURUCUCRAGUUUCUUGAGGAUAAGGCRGCAGGGAAGAUUUCAGAGGUAGGGGGUAAAAUGUAUGAUAGACAGGGUAGGAUAGUAGAGAAGUCCGCAGAUGGACUUAGGGCUCAGUUAUAUAGGCAAAACCAGGAAGAGUUGAGGAGGUAGGGACGACUUUGUCUAUAUAAGCGAGCGGGCAUUUUGUGAGGCAUCAAUUUAGGUUCUGUGUGAUACUCUCUUAGACUUAUAAGACAUUUUGAUGA
Chara braunii is the source of this 5387-nucleotide messenger RNA. Lineage: Eukaryota; Viridiplantae; Streptophyta; Charophyceae; Charales; Characeae. The record is from the annotation of a GenBank genome assembly.